Messenger RNA from Aspergillus nomiae NRRL 13137, 4377 nucleotides. Its product is annotated as ABC bile acid transporter. The transcript is spliced from 3 exons. Gene Ontology annotation, biological process: transmembrane transport. Gene Ontology annotation, cellular component: membrane. Bases 1 to 4377 code for a protein of 1458 amino acids. Gene Ontology annotation, molecular function: ATP binding; ABC-type transporter activity; ATP hydrolysis activity. The record is from RefSeq and is a predicted model, not a curated record. NCBI's taxonomy places the organism in Eukaryota, Fungi, Ascomycota, Eurotiomycetes, Eurotiales, Aspergillaceae.
AUGAUUGGUGUCAAAGGAUUAUCCGUGUUUCUGCAUAUUAUCGGAGCAGGACUAGUACUGCAAUUGAGCUUUCCUGCUCUGCGACAGGUCGCAGCAGGUGUCUUCACGCGUGUGAGCCGCACACGGUAUGGCGGCCGCAUACCGACGGAGAAGGAUGGAAGACUUAAGAUCCCACCGACCAAGACAACCUGGUGUGUGCUGAUAUGCAUGGCGUGUGGUUGCUUUAUCGCCUCCCUGCGUGUUGUUAUCGCAGCGAACAACGGGUUCUUACUGGAACGCUGUCUACAGUUUCUGACUUGGACUGCCAUGCUGAUGCAUUACACCACGCUUGUGACUGAGUCAGUCUACCACGAGCGAUAUUUGAUCGGAUUGAGAGGAUGCCUCAGCUGCGUCGUAGUAGCAUUGCUCUCUGUAGUUGAGCGGCAAACGGGCGAGAAAUUAGAGAAGUCCAGCAAGGCUCUGCUUGUGAUGGCGCAGAUUAACCAAUGCAUCGCUGGGAUAUCAAUCUUGAUCAGUCUGUCGUUGCCGCGACGUUCCCGUAUAUUCCGGGACGGAAAGGCAGUUGAUGGAGAAGGCUCAUCUUCCGUUCUGGGGCGUCUUUCUUUCUCCUGGGUGAGCGAGUUGGUCGCACUGGCUGAGGCCCGAGGUCGGGUUACCGUGGAGGAUCUGCCGGAGCUGGAUGAUCGGACACGAGCAAGGGUUCUAAUGGAAGAAUUCACUCAUGCCGCGUCCCAAGAUGCAUCGCCUCGUAGUCAUGAACAAUCCAUACUUAGGCUGUUGCUCCGUUCCCAUGGCAAGUGUCUACGCAAUCAAAUUAUUCUUUCUAUCCCGCUGGCGGUGGUAGCGUUUACGCCACAGUUCGCAUUGUGGAUGAUGCUGCAAUUGCUUGAAGAGCAGUCAGCGAGGCAGUCAGAGAGUGCCUCGUUAGUAUGGUGGGCCUUGGUUUGUGGCCUCACGAUUGGCUUCUCCGCGUGGCUCGAGAACUGGCUGUUGUGGCUGGCGAUGAAUAAGAUCACGGUUCCUAUGACACAGCAAGUGACGGCGAUGCUCUACAACAAAGUCAUCAGUCACCGUCAACCGACUGAAGAUAGUCUCAGUGAUCAAAGCGUAACAAAUCUCAUCUCCAUGGACACACAGCGCAUUGCGGGCGUGGCAGGAUUUCUCUAUUCGAACGUCCUACAGGCAAUGAAGCUCAUUGUCGCCAGUACCAUGCUCGCACAUUUGUUGGGAUGGAAAAGUUUACUGGGAGGAUUAUCCACGCUGCUCUUCAUUACGCCGUUGCACCGGACCUUUCUGCAGAGGUACGGUGCAGCAGAGCGCGCCUUGACCGGUCUUCGGGAUAGCAAGAUGGCCGCCCUGACCGAGGCCCUACAAUGUAUCCGACAGGUCAAGAUCGCCGCAUUGGAACAAAAAUGGGAGGGUAAAAUCAACCAGCUUCUGGACCAAGGGCAGCAGGAACACCGCACGGCUUUCCACUGGUACUUGAUGAAUUUGGCUUGCCAUCUCGUAGGACCUGUUCUAGUCUCUGCAACGGCUAUCGGGAUCUACACAUGGAUACAUGGGAAUCUGACUCCCUCUGUGGCGUUUCCCGCUCUGUCCCUGUUGGGGUACAUGCAGUUCAUCCUGGGGCUCAUUCCGGACCUAUGGUCUGGGAUCGUUGGUGCCAGGAUCAGCUUAACGAGGAUCGGCAAGUUCCUUGCAACUGAGAAGCUCCCGUCGACCACCGUUCCAGAAGAACAUAUAGAGUUUCAAGGCGCCACUAUAUGCUAUGACAUCUCCCAACCAGCUCAGCACUCAGGAACCUUGCACGAUGUAACGGCCAGCUUCCCACCGAAUGAGCUAAGCAUCGUGACUGGUGCCACGGGAGUGGGGAAGAGCCUGCUUCUACGGACAAUUCUGGGGGAAUGCCGAAUACAGUCUGGGAUCCUGCGACGUCCGGUACCAGCUUCAUAUGAUGAGAUAUAUAGAGAGAUGGCAACUGCACGAGGGACGUGGGUAAUUGACCAUGCUGUCGCAUUUGUCCCCCAAUUUCCAUGGAAUGAAGCUGGCACCAUACGGGGAAAUAUUCUCUUCGGCCUGCCUCUCGAGCCAGAAAGAUAUCAAUCUGUGCUGUAUGCCUGCGCGUUGGCAAAGGACUUAGAGCAUCUGGAGCAUGGUGAUCUGACUGAUAUCGGUCCAAAUGGCUGUAAACUGAGUGGGGGACAGAAAACGCGCGUCGCCCUUGCGCGAGCCCUAUACUCUCGGGCGGGCAUCCUGCUUCUCGAUGACAUCUUCAGUGCUGUGGAUAUUCACACCGCGCGGCAUAUCUUGGUCCAUGCUUUGACUGGAAAACUCGCUGCAGGCCGAACGCGAAUUUUGGUGACCCAUCACGUUCAGCUCUGUGCCCCUAAAGCUAAGUACAUUAUAUCUCUCGAUAACGGCACAGUUGCAUUCGCAGGAAAACCAUCUCAUCUACUGGACCACAGCCGCGAGCAGAAUAGAGAUACACCAGAUAAUGAACACAGACAUGAGAUACAUACGUCCCACCCGAUACCAGCGCCACCUUCAAAUGAACCAUUAGCUUCCGGGAAGGGAACAGGGAGUGCUUACAUGCAGGAUGGCAGUCCACGACAGAAUCUCGUUCAACGAGACAUUUUAAAACACUACGUUCAGACCAGUGGUGGGUGGAGGCCAUGGGCUGUCGUAGCGGGGUGCUAUAUUACCUAUAAUGGUCUUUUACUUGGCUUGUACUCCUGGGUGCGCCUGUGGACCGAAAGCGGAUCAACGGCCACACCAGACCCUCGCAGAAUGGCAUAUCACACGCUUGGCUAUAUCAUUAUCGCAGGCGCCGCAUGUGUUAUGGGAACAUUGCGAUGCUACUUCGUGUUUGAUGUGUCACUCCACGCCGCAACGAGGCUAUUCCGCCAAACACUGAAUGCCAUUCUACGGGCACAACUUCAGUGGCUAGAGUCGGUACCUCUAGGAACCCUGGUCAAUCUGUUCGCUUCGGACUUUUAUCUUAUUGACUCACGACUCGGAUUGGAUCUCAUUGGCUUGUUCAGUGCUUCCAUGGACUGUGUUGGUGUGAUCAUGGGUGCAGUACUGGUUUGUCCGACGCUGACAAUCAUCGCUGCGAUUCUGCUUUGCGCCGUGAUCUGGUAUACUAAGCGAUACGUCGUUGCAGUCUGUGAAAUUAAGCAGCUCGAGGCAACCACAAGGGGCACAGUAUAUGAGCAUUUUGACAUGUCCUCACAAGGGCUCAGCACGAUCCAUGCAUUCUGCCGGACGGAAGACUAUACCACUGUGAUGCAUGCAAAGAUUGACCAACAGGCAAAGACCUCUUGGUAUUUAUUUCUGCUCAACCGAUGGCUGACGUUUCGCAUCAAUGUGUUGGGCACGCUCUUCUCAUUAUGCACCCUUUUCUUCGUGGUUACGAGCGAAUCCAUCACGGGCUCUUUCGCCGGGUUUGCCCUGGUUUUCACCAACCAUCUGUGCCAUGCGCUGGUCAUGCUAAGUCGGACGUAUGCGACCGCAGAGAUGGAUUUCAGUGCAGUGGAACGAGCCAUGGAGUAUACUGAGGUGCCCACAGAAAAUAGUGCAGGUGCAAAUGCUCCCGACGGGUGGCCGACGCAGGGGAGAUUGUCUGUCAGGAGUCUAACCGUAGCCUACGCGCCGGAUCUUUCGCCAGUUCUUCACAAUAUUACUUUUACCGUGGAACCCGGACAACGCCUUGGAGUCGUUGGACGAACCGGAGCAGGCAAAUCCUCGCUUGCCCUGGCACUUCUCCGGUGCCUCGAGGCGCGCGAGGGGGCAAUUUUGAUUGAUGGUAUCGAUAUCAGCACUCUGAAGUUGCAUCAUCUACGCAGAAGACUCGCAAUGAUUCCACAAAACCCCAUUCUUUUCACGGGCACCGUCCGAUCCAACCUGGAUCCAUUUGACCAAUAUUCCGAUCGCUGGCUAGUGCAGGCGCUUCGACGGGUCGCCUGGGACAGGCCGGAGGCGCUCCACACCACCGUGUCUGAAGGAGGUUCCAAUCUAUCCUGUGGUGAACGCCAGGUUCUCUGCCUUGCGAGGGCAAUGCUGUCAGACCCAGCUGUGCUCGUUAUGGACGAAGCCACAUCUGCCAUGGAUCACGGCACAGAUCAGUUGAUCCAGCGCUCUAUUCGCUCGCAAAUCGGAGAAAUGAACCCGACCCUUAUUGUAAUCGCACAUCGUCUGCAAACGAUCGCCGACUUUGAUCGCGUACUCGUGCUCCAUGAAGGAAGGGCAGUGGAAUUCGGGUCUCCCCAGGAAUUGAUGCAGUCCCGAAACGGCCUGUUCCGACAGUUGGUGGACGGCGAUGUGGAUAAAGAGAAUCUGUAUAACCAGAUGAAUCUUGCCGGCAGCUACAAGUCAUAG